This is a messenger RNA of Effrenium voratum, 947 nucleotides long. The record is from the annotation of a GenBank genome assembly. Lineage: Eukaryota; Dinophyceae; Suessiales; Symbiodiniaceae.
GACAAGAAGGAGGACAAGAAGGAAGACAAGAAGGACGAUGCCGAGAAGAAGGAAACAAAAGCGAAGAAGGAGGACAAGAAGGAGGAUCAUAAGGACGACAAGAAGGAGGACAAGACGGAGGACAAGACGGAGGACAAGGAGCAGGACAAGAAGGAUGACGCCGAGAAGAAAGACACUGAAGCAAAGAAGACAGAUGCUGAGAAGUCGGACAAAAAGGAGGAGAAGACGCAGACGAAGGACAAGAUUCCAGAUUCUGUGGAUCAGCAAGCAGAAGCUAUUGCGAGUAUUUACAGGGGUAGAGAGCAGACAGAGUCAGCAGCAGCAGCAGCGUCUGGACUAGCCGGCCUUUCGGGCAAAGAAAUCAGGGAGCUGAAGGAGCAAGUGAAGGAGCUCUUCGAGUGGAACAGGGCUUGGUACCCGAUCGCGCCACUGACCUAUCUCGAUGCAGAACGCCCCAAUCCAGUGAAGCUGCUGGGCAAGAGGAUGGUGGUUUGGUGCUCCAAUCAGGAGGACAACUUGUGGCAUGCAGCGCUGGAUUCAUGCCCUCAUCGCAUGGCACCGCUAUCGAUUGGAACUUUGGAUGAGGGCCGACUGCGGUGUCGAUAUCACGGCUGGGCCUUCAAUGCAGCGGGGAGCUGUGUGGCGGUGCCCAUGGCUCAGAACGCCAAGGAGGAGGCGCGGAUGUGCGGCCUGGCGCGGGCCUGCCUCACCACCUUCCCGGUGCAGGUGAAGCAGGGCCUCCUGUGGAUCUUCCCGUACAUUGGCCCGGACGCUGCCACUGCCGCGAAGAAGUCCAGUCCCUGUGUCAUGGCCGACCUGGCCGACGACACGGAGUGGAUCAUGACUGUGGCGCCCGUGGGCUACCAGGUAUCAGUGGAGAAUACCUUCGACCCUUCUCAUGCGCCAUUCCUGCACACUGGCAUCAUCAAGUAUGCCCCUGACCAGGC